ACGAUGUCAUAACAGUUCACUACUGUAACGGUUGUAGCCUUUACAUCUUUCGUAAAAUUAAUGCGCUCGUGAAUAACCAAGUUAUAACUUAUAAUCGCACCGCGUCUGCAAACAAACUGUUGGUCGCAUGACAUCACGCACAAAUAAAUUUUCUCUCUUGAAACCAAGCAAGUGCUGGUGUCUCUCUUUAACUCGCAUCCAGGACUAAAUUUAGGACCACACUGAUGUCAGUGAUACCAGCAGAACAUCGUAUCUCUACUCUAAUUUCCGACGACUCAUAGCCGCAGCGGAGCUAGCGUUCGGGCGUUGCGCUUUUAAAAGCGCAGAUAUUGUAGAGUGUAGACCGAAAAACGAACUCGUGGUGGUGGUACCAAUCGGUUUAUCUACACAAUGUUGAGUGCCGCUCAAUGUCAUCUCAUAUAAGCACGGCGGACCCCGAACAGCAGCACUCUGUGGCUGAUCAUAAAACGCACGCUUGCACUUGCACAGCUGCUGUAAUAUCGUAGAUUUGCCAUUUUUUUCUUUGAGCAUUGACUUAUAUUGUAACAUUGAAAGUCUCUACCAGGAUGACUGCCUCGAAAGCGCCGCGUUCCUUCGAUAAAUUUCCGAUAGCCAAAUUAUUCCUGAUUAUUGGAGGGAUCGGCGUGGCCGCUACUGCUGUCAAUGCUGUCAUCACAUUGAUUUGUCAACUUCAUGGCCCGUCCGCCCUGGCAUUCGCCGGAACACCCAUCUCUGCGUCCCUGUCUGUCGCUCUGCUCGUCCUCGCUGUUCAUUUCCAGUUGAAAUUACCUUUUCGCAGCCGGAAAUGCUACAAUCACAUGGAUGGUACAGACUUGCUAGUGAUACGUUGCCUAUUGGCACUGCUUUCCAGCAUUGGUCUGCUGCUGGUGCUGCGGACCAUCACGAUCAUGGUCCCACUCGGAAAUCAGCGCUCCCUUUUCGAGUCCACCCUGCAAAUGACUGCCAUCAUGACGAAAACCCGGAAUGACCUCUUGGGGAACGAAACACGGGCUCAUCUGACUUCGGAAGAAUAUAACCAAAUCGAAGCCGCGUGGAAUGGUUUCGAAGGGACAUUCAACGCAUUUCGGGACACCGUGGCAAAAGCGGAGCAAUCGUGGGGAGCGUCUAUGCGCCCUGUUAUUCUGGUUUUCUUUGGAUUGAUUGGUUUGCUUUUCCUGUUCCAAUCCAUUGUUGGCGGUGUGCUCUGGACUCGUUGGGCUUCCUUUAGGGAAGAAUCCAACAAAAUUGCGGCCGAUUCGGAUGAGGAGAAGGGUAAAACGCUGGAUAACCGUCCUUCAACGGAACUAGGUUCUGCUGUUGAAAAGUGCGCCGAAUGUUCAGCCGAAACCGGGCCGCCGAUCGUUGUGAUUCAUGCUUACAAGGGAGCACUUGCCCUGUACAUGAUGUUCAUCUUGUACUACUUGAUUAAUUUUUAGCGUAAGCUGGUGGCACCUUACUUGAUUCCAAACGCUUUCAGUGGCUGUAUUGUAAUUGUACGAUAACUAUGAUCAACUAGCGGGCAGUUUACUUGUUCCACAGACUGUACAUGUUCAAAUGCCACGUUAUGAAGAUACUGGUGCACAAAAUUAAACAAAGAAAGGUUAAGUUUUGAUAAUUUUCUUGAUAUUGUUAUAACAUUAUGUUAUAUGUUGUUUUAUGUUAUGCAGUUGUGUUUAGCAAAAGCCGCGUAGGUCUCAAUCACGAUUAUUUUGGUCUUCCCGUUUGUGCUUUUCCGCUUUGCUUCUGCCCUUUGCUGCCCUUCUGCUUUACCUCUGUAUGCAGAUUGGAAAUUAUUGUCAUAACGGAGACAAAAACGAUUGCAAUAAA
This is a messenger RNA of Paramacrobiotus metropolitanus, 1827 nucleotides long. RefSeq lists its product as uncharacterized. The coding region runs from base 567 to 1436 and encodes 289 amino acids. NCBI's taxonomy places the organism in Eukaryota, Metazoa, Tardigrada, Eutardigrada, Parachela, Macrobiotidae. The record is from RefSeq and is a predicted model, not a curated record. The transcript is spliced from 2 exons.